AUGGGCGAAGCAGACCACAGGCCAAUCGUCCUACACAUCGGCGAGCCAAUCAAAUACAAUCACGACUACUACGAAAAAGAAUUCUCCAGCCGCUUCAAGGUCAUCCACAACAACAAACUCAACCGCGAAGACUUCAUAGCAGCGCUCCAAAAUCAUGAAUUCGGGAACUUCUCAGCCAUCUUCCGGCCACACUUCCAGUCCGGAGGCGAAAUGGGACAAUGGGACAACGAACUAAUCCCUUUCCUCCCACCCUCAGUCCGCAUCUUCGCCUCAGCCGGAGCAGGCUAUAAUUGGGCCGACGUCGAAGCUCUCGGACGCCAAAAAAUUCUGUAUUGCAAUGGAGCCGGAGCCUCGGACGAUGCCGUCUCGGAUACAGCUUUAUGGAUGAUUCUAAGCGUCUUCAGGAACUUCACGAUGAGCCAGUUAGCCGCGAGAACGGCAGAUCCUAUCAGGUUUACAGAAGCGCAUAAGAAAAUCGCGACGAUUUCUGCGAAUCCUAAGGGCAAAGUUCUGGGGAUUGUGGGGUUGGGGAAUAUUAGUGUUAAACUUGUGACUAAGGCGCAAGCUAUUGGGAUGGUGGUAAGGUAUUUUGAUGUGAGGAGACGAAGUCUAGAGGAAGAGGAGAGUUUAGGAAUCGAGUUUCUCGACUUCGACGACUUGCUGGCAGAUUCGGAUUGUAUAUCUCUCCAUGUCCCUCUGAACGCACAUACCAGGCACCUCAUCAAUUCGGACUCUCUGGCGAAGAUGAAAUUUGGAGCGAGAAUUGUUAAUACUUCUCGAGGCGAAGUUGUUGAGGAAGAAGCGCUUACUGAAGCUCUCAAGUCCGGGCAUAUUUCUGCUGCAGGAUUGGAUGUGCAUUAUCAUGAACCUCAAGUUAACCGCGAGCUAGCACGGAUGGAGAAUGUUACGUUGACGACGCAUGUUGGUGGUGGAGCUCUGGAUACUAGGAUUAAUUUUGAGUUGAAUGCUAUGAGGAAUAUUUUGGAGGUGUUGGAGGGGAGGGAGCCUUUGACGCCUGUUAAUGAGGGAUUUGUUAAGGAGGCUUUGGGAAAGCGAGCGUAG
Messenger RNA from Pseudocercospora fijiensis CIRAD86, 1062 nucleotides. RefSeq lists its product as uncharacterized. The transcript has a single exon. Gene Ontology annotation, molecular function: hydroxypyruvate reductase [NAD(P)H] activity; NAD binding; glyoxylate reductase (NADPH) activity. NCBI's taxonomy places the organism in Eukaryota, Fungi, Ascomycota, Dothideomycetes, Mycosphaerellales, Mycosphaerellaceae. Gene Ontology annotation, cellular component: cytosol. Bases 1 to 1062 code for a protein of 353 amino acids. The record is from RefSeq and is a predicted model, not a curated record.